UCUGGACUCACUGAUCCAGUGACGCUUGGACCUGCAUUCAGAUUCUCUCGGAUACCUCUUGGCUGUCUACUGGCGUAUCGAAAAUGUUCUCCACCAUCAACAUCGGUGCCAUUCUCGUGUGUGUUUUCGCAACCUGUGCACAUGGAGAAAGCAAGUACACAAGUCUGUGCUCCGGCAACACAGAGGAGAUGAAACUCGUCGUCGUCCCCAACGAGGGGUGCAUACUAUUCGUGACGUGUAGAAAGGAGGAAGUCCACGGCCCUCUCCAGUGUCCCCCCAAGACGCUGUUCAGCGCGGAGCUCAUGUACUGCGACGACGCCAACAAUGUGACAUGUGCCGAUGUGUCAGACAGACUCCUGGACACGCCAAAGUGCCAAAUGAAAGCUGUUGCGGGCAGCUGCAACAACUUCACGCAAUGUGCUCACGGCAAGGUCUUGAACAUGAACUGCGGCGAGGGCUUGAUGUUCUCCAACUCCAAGCUGGUGUGCGACAACCCAUGGGAUCUGAUCCCGGAAGAGAAAGAAUACUGUAAUGUCGACGUCUAGAGACCGCUGUGCCAUUGGCGGUGUACACUAUACAAAUGUCAAACGUUGGAGCAAAAUGAUACAAGCUGAUUGGCAAAGACUCGUUCUUGAUAAAAAAAAAAUUGUGAUUUCAUUUGUCAUACUGAAUCACUACUUCCCAAGAUUCCCAUUUGUAUCCAGAAACUACAAUGUGCCACUGAGAGCAUGAAUAAACUAUGAGAAACGA
Molecule: messenger RNA, 750 nt
Organism: Haliotis rufescens (red abalone)
Lineage: Eukaryota; Metazoa; Mollusca; Gastropoda; Lepetellida; Haliotidae
Exons: 3
Coding region: 84-545 (153 amino acids)
Cellular component (GO): extracellular region
Molecular function (GO): chitin binding
Source: RefSeq, a predicted model, not a curated record